Molecule: messenger RNA, 11375 nt
Organism: Paramuricea clavata
Lineage: Eukaryota; Metazoa; Cnidaria; Anthozoa; Malacalcyonacea; Plexauridae
Source: the annotation of a GenBank genome assembly
AUGUCCUCUUCCCUGGAGGAACUCGUUAGCAACCUGUCACCUGAGGACUUCAGGAUAGUAGGUAAGUGCUGGCAAGGAGAGGACUUCAAGCUGGUUACUCAGAAGGAUAUCUUUCCUUAUGAGUUCAUGGAUAGUAUGGAUAAGCUACAGUCAGAGGGACUUCCAAGUAAAGACAAGUUCUACUCCACACUGUAUGAGUCUCACGUAAGCGAUGGAAAUUACCAGAGAGCACAGAGAGUAUGGAGUCACUUCAACAGGAAAACAAUGACAGACUAGCAUGACCUCUACCUGGAGACUGACGUUCUUCUACUAGCUGAUGUAUUUGAAAACUUUAGGAGAACCUGUAUGGAAAGCUACGAGCUAGACCCAGCACAUUACGUAUCAGCACCAGGUCUGAGUUGGGACGCCUUCUUGAAAAGGUCAGGUAAGGAAAUUGAAUUGGUAAGUGAUAUGGAUAUGUUCCAGUUCUUCGAGAGGUAUGAGAGGUGGUACAAGCUACAUUGCCCAUAGACACUCAGCUGCUAACAAUAAGUACAUGGAGGAGUACAACGAAGAUGAGGAGAGUAAGUUCCUUAUGUACCUAGAUGCUAACAACUUAUAUGGAUGGGCGAUGUCACAGCCACUACCUAGUGGUAAGUUCCAGUGGGUAGAGGACACUGAUAAUAUUAACCUUGAUGAUUACAUAAAUGAUGAGGGUAGGGGUAUGGUCCUAGAGGUAGACAUGGAUUACCCAAGUAAACUGCAUGACCUACACAAUGGAUAUCCACUAGCCCCAGAGAGUAUGAAAAUAAAACCUGAAAUGUUAUCGGACUAUGCGAGGAACAUUGCUGAGAAGUUCAAGCUUACAGUGGGUGAGGUACACAAGCUGGUAACAUCAUUAGGGCCGAGGAAGAACUACGUUGUACAUAUCCGCAACUUGAAGCUUUACACUGACCUCGGUAUGAAACUAACUAAAGUACACAGAGCUGUUACAUUCAAGCAGUCGUGUUGGCUUACGGAUUACAUUGCCUUCAAUACUAAAAUGAGGUCAACAGCUAAGAACACCUUUGAGAAGAAUUUCUUUAAGCUCAUGAAUAACUCAAUAUAUGGGAAGACCAUGGAGAACUUGAGAAAGCGAGUUGAUGUUAAACUUGUUACAUCAGAGGAUCCCUUCUUGAAGUUGGUUGCCUCACCGUGCUUCCAAUCACAUAGGAUAAUGAAUGAGAAUCUUAUUGCAGUCAAGGGUGCAAAGAAACUGCUAACCCUUAAUAAGCCCUGCUAUGUGGGUAUGUGUAUUCUCGACUUAUCUAAGACACUGAUGUAUGACUUCCACUACAACACCAUUAAGAAGGAGUACGGUGAUAAGGCAAGGCUCCUCUUCACAGAUACUGAUAGCUUGAUGUAUGAGAUUUAAAACCGAGGAUGUCUACAAAGACUUCAGGGACAUAGGUGAUAAGAAGGACUGCUGGGACAACUCAGAUUACCCUAAGGAUAGUCCCUACUACUCAGCCUAUAAUAAGAAGGUUAUUGGUAAGUUUAAGGAUGAAGCUGGUGGUGUACCAAUAACAGAGUUCGUUGGACUAAGAUGUACUCUUACACUAAAGAAAAUGGUAAGGGUAGGAUGACAGCUAAGGGUGUGAAGAAGUAUGUCAUCAAGAACAACCUCACCCAUGAUAACUUCAAGAAUGUCAUAGCAAAGAAAGAUAGGAUGAGACAUAAGAUGAAUACAAUACGAAGCACCAAACAUAUAAUAGGAACUUACGAAAUACAGAAGGUAACACUAAGUUGCUUCGACGAUGGCCAAGGAACUGCGGGUUCAAGAUUACUUUACCCCGACGCAGGAGGGGUGAAGUGGUCUCGAGCCCGUAGUUCCUAUACUACUCAUGUAGUUGUCACGGCAUUGUAAAUUUAUUUGCAUUUGGUAUGGCUUACUAGUACGACCAAGUAUGUCAGCAUUUUUUGUGUUGAAAUAAUCCUUCCAUACUGAAAUUGACAAAUAUAAAUGGUAUUUAUUUAUAUUGUUCACAAAAAUUUAUGGUGUUUUAGGCAUAAAAAACUCUGAUUCCUAGGCAAAGUAAAACGAGCCUUGAGCACAUGUUUGAAUUUGAUUGUUUGUUACAUACAUAAUAGACCAAGUAUUCAUACUUAUGUCUUACUAAUUUGGCUCUUAUUAUAAUUUCAAGUGACGCCAUGUAAAUUAUGUCUAUAAAAAAUGUUUUUAUUUGCAGUGACAAAGAUAUUGAUCCUGUUCCUAGCUGCUAUUCCUGUUUCAAUGUUUCAUAGCCUCAGGGAAGUAGCAGUUCUGAUGAGUCAUGAGAACCCCACUCCCCAACCCCCAUUAGGAAAACGUGUAAGUGUAGAGGGAAGGUAGGGGGAUGAGUAGGAGGUAGAGGGAAGCCCAAUCACUAGGACCUAAGGUUUUGAAAGCUUGCUGUCUAGCACCCCCACUAGGCCCCAUAGUACAUGACAGAUAUAGUGAUCCUGACGCUAGGAAUAUUCUUCCAGAUUUUGCCCCUCACCGAUCUCAUGUCUGAGAUCCAUUUCGAUCAAGCUUUCACCAGAAGUAUGAACUGUGAGCUUGAGUUCAUUCGGCUCUUUUUUACUAAGGGAAUGCUUCAGGAGGUAGUUUCCCGGCCAUACCAGUAGAUAUGCCCACAUACAAACAACCGAAAAUCAUCCCCAUAUACUAAUAAAGAAAGGUCUUGGAGUCCACCAACCUUGACGAGAUUGAGAGGUUGAUUCCCUUUUUUAGUAUAUGCAGGUUUGGUAAAGGUCGACAGUGAGAUUGAAAACUAUUGGAGUGUAAAAACCUUAUAUCAUAGUCUGUGGGCAAUAGAAAUAAUUUCUCGGUUUAGGUACAAAGCGCUUAUGGCAUUUCUGAAUAUGGUAGAUCCUGUCACUGAAGACUACAGCAAUAAACUGCAUCAACAACUGUACCAGCCAUCACAGAAAAUUGGUGUUGACGAACACACUGUCAAAUCAAGGAAUAGGUUGGGGAUUAGGCAGUUCAUGAAAGAUGGCCUACUAUGUGGGAGAUAAGUCUGUGGAUUGCUGCAGGCAGUCCUAAUGGUUAUAUUGCGACUUUGAGAUUUAUACAGGAAGAAGUCCACAGAUUCUUAGCAGCAUGGAUUUGGGUAUGACGUGGUGAUGUGAUAUAAGUUUGGCUAAUAUAUAUUUUGUGCAAAAAAAGGAAAUAUUUUCACCACAUAAUCCAAUUAUGUGCCUUGGCAAACAUUACUGCCUUGGAAAACAUUACUUUUUUAUAACUACUAAUGAUGACGCCAGCCCAACAACACUUGGUCAUGCUAUAUACAAAUAUUUUCAUGUUCCAGAUUGUGAAAACAAUCAAUUUCUCAAGAAAUGAGUAAUGAUUAUUCAAAAUUUGAAUAGCAUGACCAAAUUUUCAGUGGUUAUGCCACUGAUAACUAAGUCAAUGGUGUACUGAUUAUCUAAGAAUGUAUAUAGUAACCGUAGAAAUAAAGACAUUUUGCAAAUAGUGAUUUGAGUGUUCUUUUAUGGGUAUCACAGACUUAUUUUGGUGCCAUACUAUCCUUGGAGAGUAAGAAAUAUUGGAAAUUCGUAUUGAUAAUAUGUUGCAGCAAUGAAAAAGGACCUUUGAUAAGGGUAUUUUGUUUCAUAUGAGCACAAAAUGUAAAUUUUACUCCACUACAUAGUUUAUUCAAAAAUUAAAUAAAAAUACUUCCAUUUAUGUUACAUGCAUGAAAUGUCGGGUACAUGUAGAUCACAACCGGGUCUUUCAGUUACAUUCAUAACAUUUUUGACAUAUUUGAAAUUUGAACUGGUAAAUACAUUUAUGCACAAUUGCAACAUUUUUUUAUAUCAUAAUUUAUGCAAAUGUAUGCGAGUAAAUCGUUAACCAAGCUCGGGAUGAAAUUGAAAUUUGUAUUGUUGGAAAGUGGAAGACCUCCUCUUUCGAACGAUGCAAUUUCUGUUUCCAUACAAUGUAUAGUUUGAAAGAUAUAUGCAUUUAAAACAACACCAUUCAGAAUUGCUACUUUUCGACCGAAUGAGAAUGAGUUAAAGUCGUGUCUUAAAUAAGAAAUUUUGGACAAAAAUUCUAACUACACAUGCCCGAAACUUUAAACAACAUAAAAUUAAUAGCCUUGCAUACUAAAACAAAAACAACCGAAACAAUAUUAUAGCUAUAGCAAGUAAAUAAGAAUAAAGCCAUAGAGAACCAUUUAUGUGAUAACUCCGCUUAUAUGACGCGUCUUAUGUAAGUUGCGACUUAUUUUGUCCGUAUAAAUGGCCCUAUUGUUCAUGGCAUAUUGAUAUGUAUGUACAAAAUAAUGAGAUAAGUGAAAGAUAUAGAUUAAAAAAAGGAAAGUCAAGUGGUUUGUGUCAGUGUUAAAAGAUGUUAGUAAAUUAACACAAGGAAACACCUACUUAGAAGAGUGUUUAUGGAAAAGAUCGAACAUUAUUAUUAAGUCAUGGUUUAGUUUGAGCAAUUAGUAAGCUUUCCUUAAUAAGAAUAUCAUGGUUAGAAUUAGCUGAAGUAACAAUUUUAAAAUCACUCGGUUCAAUUGGGAUGACUGGCUUCUCUAGAAUGAUCCAAAAUACUAGAUUUUGAAACACACAAAAGAGGAUUACCAGUCAAAGCUGAAAUUCUGCAAUGCUUGGAGAUUUGCAUGUCUAAAUGUUGGCAUGUUUUCACAGGGGGUCCAACUAAGAGCUGUGCUAUGAAUAUGAAUAAAACAUAUUAAUUAAACGUAAUAUGAAUAAAACAUCAUAACGUAAUAUAUUUAAAUUAUUGCACUUACUUGUAUAAAUCAUAAGAGCUUGUAUUUGCAGUGAAUAGCUUCAAACAGGGCGCUUAUAUAUGCUCAGAAACAUUUGCUUCGAACGAUUGUUCAAAUAUGGCGAAUAAAUUGACAAAACGAAAAUAUUACAUGACGUUCCAACGAAAAUAACAGCAAGGAUUGCGGGCGUGCGAGCGAAAAGGCGAGGAAGAAAUAAAUAGAAGGGAUGAAACAAAUAUCACGUGACAUUUUAAAAUGCUUCUAGCCGAUCCGUUUAAGCUUUUUGUCGUAUUUUUAGUGCUCAGUAGAUGUUCUCUUACAUGAACAAACCUAGUCAUUACCAAAAAAAGCACUGAUCAAUCUAAUUUAUGUGAUUUAUAACAGCAAGCAUUCUUGGCCAUUUUCGCGAGAUAUGUUCCAUAAGUAGCCUGAUCUCGUGACGUAAUGACUAAAUAAUAAUCAAACUAAAUAAUGUAAAAAAAAAGUUGGUCGCUACAUUUAAAUAUUUCAUAUUAGCCGGUAUAGCUAAACAUUUUUUAUUUUCAUCAAUUAAGCGCGUAGGCGUUGUUGGAGUUGGCAGGAGGCGUUUUGGAAUUUUUCGAGAGACCAGGCUACUUAAGGUCCAGUUACACGUGCAAUUUUUUUCUCGCGCCAGCAACGCAACGGGUUAAAUUUCAUUGCGUUACUCACACAAGUCAUGAAAUUGCCCGUGUAACAUAUCUGGCGCAGUAAUGCAAUUGCAACCUGAUAUUCUUGGCAAUCGUUGCGGAAAGUUGAAAUGCUUGAACUUUCGGCAACGAUUGCCGAAAAUAUCGAAUUACCCAGGCAUUGUUUGAGCAGGAAACGCAUGCGCUAUUUUAAGAGAGCCAAUGAAAUUCGCUUCUGUAUGGACAGCGUGCUGUAGCGCUGCCAAAUAUCGAAGCAUUAAUUAAACAACACAUUUCUGCUGGCUUGAUUGAUUCACGCAUUAUUGUGUCUUUCUUGUAAAGCUUUUCAGAUAGAUUAUCAACUAUCUUUUUGAAAUGAUCAAAAUCCAUUCGCAUAAAUUUUUCAAAUUCUGGUGUGUCGUGGGCAGCCAGAUCGGGCCGUAGGUUCGAUUCCUACCAGAGGACCUUGUGCUGCAUUUUUCGCAGUCGUUUCUGGUUAGGUCUUAAAAUGUAUAUAUUCUCACUUGGAUUACAAACCCUAACAUCCUAAGAUCGGGAAGAAGCUGACCGAAAUAACCUUUGUUUUUUCUCUCUAGAAGCCAGUGCCGGCUCCAAAUACGUUUCUUUUCUUUAACCACCUCGUCAUCUUCUUGUCAGUGACAUUUGCAAAUUGCAAAACAGUAGUGCCUGUUUUUUUCAUGCAAAUAAUUGCGACGCGGCUAAACUAUCAUUGCUCGUGUCACCACUUCACUCGCGCGAGUAACGCAAUGAAAUUUAACCUGUUGCAAAGGCGUUGCGUUGCCGGCGCGAGAGAAAAAUCGCAUAUGUAACUGGACCUUUAUGAAACACAUCACACGAUCGCAUUACCGGUGUUUCAUCCCUUCUAUUAAUAUCUAUUACCCUCGCCUUCCACUCACACCCGCAAUCCCUGCUGUUAUUUUCGUUGGAACGUCAUGUAAUAUUUUUGUUUUGUCAAUUUAUUCGCCAUAUUUGAACAAUCGUUCGAAGCAAUGUUUCUGAGGAAUCUGAGCAUAUAUAAGUGCCCUGUUUGAAGCUAUUCACUGCAAAUACAAGCUCUUAUGAUUUAUACAAGUGCAAUAAUUUAAAUAUAUUACGUUAUGAUGUUUUAUUCAUAUUAUGUUUAAUUAAUAUGUUUUAUUCAUAUUCAUAAUACAGCUCUUAGUUGGACCCCCUGUGAUGUUUUGUCCAAAUACAAUGUGUUACAGCAUUGACACUCAAUUGAUACAUGAUAUGAGAUCUCAGAUUAAGAGGAAUACGGUUUUUGAAAUGGAAAAAAUUUGACGAACAGCAUAUUGGGUUCAAAAUCACACACAUAGUUGCACUUGAGGAAAACAAUUUGUGUAAUUGUUGACGGAUCUGAAUAGAUGAUUCCCUGACAAGGUGAAACAAUCGGAAUAAGUAAUUUUGGAGUAGUAACUUUUUGAAUUUUUCAAGUUCAGCAUGAAAAAUUUGAUAUGAGGAGCAGAUGUUGAAAUAACGAAACAAGGUAAACUGAAGUUUCAAUAUCAGGCGCGGGCCAGGCAUAUUUUUCAAGCUUGCCCGGUGUGGAUAUACACUCAGAGUAACAUGACACAAUUUGGAUUCUUGCACUUCACUUGGUGGAAUUAAUAUUAGAAUGUUAGGGUUAGUACCGGUAAUCCAAGUGAGAAUAUAUACAUUUUAAGACCUAACCAGGAACGACUGCGAAAAAUGCAGCACAAGGUCCUCUGAUAGGAAUCGCAGGGCCGUAGGUUCAUUUCCUAAUACAGGACCUUGUGCUGCAUUUUUUUGCAGUUGUUCCUGGUUAGGUCUUAAAAUGUAUAUAUUCUCACUUGGGAUUACUCACCCUAACAUUCUAAUAACAUCACACAAGCAUCUUAUUCACCAGAGUACAUUACACCAACACAGCAAAUAUUUUUAACAACUGGCCCCUGGAGGGUGAGUACCUCACAGGUGUUUGUUGUGGAUGAAUAUUGAUGUUGUUGUGGAUGAUGUCAUCCCGAUCCUAAUCCUGACAUUAAAACCUAAUCCCGAAGCUAAAACUGCAACAAAAUCCCAUGAGUUAAUCAGCUGUGAAUUUGAUGUCAUCAUGAUGUUACUCAAAUUACACAAAGACAUUGUAAUAUGGCUCAAUUUCCAUAUUAAUGAUUCCAAAAUUUUAUCUCCAGUCCCUACCUUAAAACCAACUCUAGUUCUAAUGGUUACCCUGACUAAUUCUAGUAAUUAUCCUUUCGGCACAAAGUUAUAUGGAACGUGACCCAUGAUUAUACAAGCAAAAGGAGGGAAAACAUUUGGGAAAAUAAAUGGUUCCUUGCUAUUUCUCAAAUGGCAAGGCAUAACAUUUGUUCUCCAGAUAAUUUGAGCGAAGUUUGCAAAGUAUAAUCACAUAAUUACUGUGUGGUGCAAAGAAGUUGACAUUAUGGUUAAAAGUUUCAAUUGAAUAUUUACAAAAUAAUAUAAAAUAACCAUUGAUACUUAAGAGGCUGUCUCCGUAAAAACCUCCAGGUCAGUAUGGGGCUCAAAAAUAGAUUUCUUUCAUACUCUAGUAUUUUGAAGAUCUAUCCUUGGGAACAACUAAAAUCGAUGUCAUUUUACUCAAAUUUCCUUUAAAUUAUUUUUGGGGGCGAUUGAUGUUCGAUCGACUGGUAACCAACUUGAUACUCCGAAUGAAGGCCAAUAUCGACAUAUUUUCAGCGCUAUUUUUUAAAUCAAAUUCAUACCUAAAUUUCAAAAUUUUUGCUCAGAAAUAUAGACUUAUCCUUCUAUUUUCGCUGGUGAUAUGACUUAGUUCAUUAUUCUUUGGUAUAAAAUAGAAAACAGCACAGUUAUUGACCCUCCUGAACGGAUAAAGGAUAUCGUCUCAAAAUAUGUCAAAUUCGAAAGCUUAUUUCAAAAUCGUGGCACUUGAUUGGCACAUGACUUUAACUUUUCUAUAAACUACUAACAUUUAUAGUCAACACAAAUCGCCAAUAAUAUCUUUCUGUUCUACCAUUUGACAAAAAUGACAAGCGCGCAAACUUUGUAAAAUUUGAAAAUGUGUCGAAAUCGAGCAUACUUUAUCGGUAAACAUAAUUCUUGAUAUUAACAAAUAAAACCACCUUACACUACACUGAAUGAAGCUUGAUUAUGUAAAUAUAUGUCUUUCAUCAUUAUUCUUUGGUUUUGCACUCGAAUGAAAUUGUUUGACUGUACAGUUUGGCUUCAAGGAUAGUCAUUCAAUGCCAGUGUGUCCAGUGUGUUCGAAUAGUUCUGCGCGCCUCAAUGCCAUGAGUCCUGAUUGUGACAUACGAACUUCGCUCUAUUCGCUUUGUUUACCUCCUGUAAAUAAAAUGUCUCAAAGAAAUUAGAAAAUUCAGAAUUAGUCAUACUACAGACAUAAUUUUCAUUGGUUUGUUUACCUUAAACUGUUAUAUAAAGUUUCGUUUUAUAUUAUAGAAUGUACGAAUUAAUCUCGGGGAAAACUCCUACUGAACCGAAAGAAAUGUACUCGCUGAGCGUAAACAUGUCAAUCAAAUGACGAUGAAAUGUUUCGUUGCUCUCUGAUUUCCCUUUCUUUGUAUUGAAUUAAAUAGUAGUCUUAGACAGUAUUGCACGAGGUUUUUGUGUUUACAAUAAUGCUGUUCUACUUCUACUACAGCCGCAACUUGUGAUCACGCAACGUUAGGUAAACCUAAACGAUUUCGACAGACAGUAGAUUUUAUGUUGACAGAUGAGAAUGACGGUAAGCAAUAAUGUAGAAAUGUUCCUUUUCUACUUCUGAGUGUGGAAACUUCCGAGACACAGUAGACUGUUCUUCGAAGUUGCUGGCGUGUAAGAAUGACAUUAGUUAUCACUUGCAAAUUUGUCACCCUUUAAAGCUUGUCGGAAAGAAGAAUAUAAAUUAAUUCUAAUUUUCAGAACCUUUCUAAUUGUUAAGCCUGGUUCACAUAAAAUCGUUAAGCAGUCGCAGACAGUCGCAGACUGUCGCAGACAUGUGCCGAAUUUUUAUAUGAACGAUCUGCGACGGAUCGGGAAAGUUGAACCAAGUUCAACUUUCCCGAUCCGGUCUCAGACAGUCUGCGCGAAUCUGCAUUUGUGUUCAUAUAAAAAUUCGGCACAUGUCUGCGACUGCUUAACGAUUUUAUGUGAACCAGGCUUUACUGAAAAAAGGAAUAACAUUGAUUAAAUAACUGAGACGUUCAAAUGGGUUACAGCUGUUUGCGCUGAAUUGUUUUGUAUUAUAUCAAAAUAUUCGCAUAUUUUUAUACAAUAAGAAAUAAUAUAAAUUCUUGAAGCAUAGCCUUGAGCAAAGUGACCCAGGGUCGGCCUGAAAAAGUUGAUUUUUUAUACAGAACCGUGACUUACUUGAAUUCUAGUUUCAUUGAUAAUUGUUUCUAAACCUAGAGACAAUUCAGUUGCUAGAAAACUAUACUGAGCGAAACUAACGAAAUAUUGACAUUUGACAUCACAGCGAGUAUACAUUUCUGAUUUCUUUCGGCCAGGGCCCGGGGUUUUCCCCGAGAUUUAAUUCGUACAUUCUAACGAAACUUUUAUAAAACAGUUUAAAAACGAUGAAAAUUCUGUCUGUAGUAUGACUAAUUCUGAGUUUUCCAAUUUCAUUGAACAUUGUUAUUUGUUAAACAGGUAAAGGUAUUUGUUAAGGAGGUAAACAAAGCGAACAGAGCGAAGAUUGUAUAGUAUGUCACAAUCAGGACUCGUGGCAUUCAGGCGCGCAGAAGACACUGGACACACUGGCAUUGAAUGACUCUAUCCGUGAAGCCAAACUGUACUCAAACAAUUUGAUUCAAGCGCCAAACCAAAGAGUAAUGAUGAAAGACAUAUAUUUACAUAAUCAAGCAUUCAGUGUAGUGUAAGGUGAUUUUAUCUGUUAAUAUCAAGAAUUAUGUUUACCGAAAAAGUAUGCUCGAUUUCGACACAUUUUCAAAUUUUACAAAGUUUGCGCGCUUGUCAUUUUUGUCAAAUGGUAGAACAGAAAGAUAUUAUUGGCGACUUGUGUUGACUAAUGUUAGUAGUUUAUAGAAAAGUUAAAGUCAUGUGCCAAUCAAGUGCCACGAUUUUGAAAUAAGCUUUCGAAGUUGGCAUAUUUUGAGACGAUAUCCUUUAUCCGUUCAGGAGGGUCAAUAACUGCGCUGUUUUCUAUUGUAUACCAAAGAAUAAUGAUCUAAGUCAUAUCACCCGCGAAAAUAGAAGAAUAAGUCUAUAUUUCUGAGCAAAAAUUUUGAAAUUUAGGUAUGAAUUUGAUUUAAAAAAUAGCGCUGAAAAUAUGUCGAUAUUUGGCCUUCAUUCGGAGUAUCAAGUUGGUACCAGUCGAUCGAACAUCAAUCGCCCCCAAAAAUAAUUUAAAGGAAAUUUGAGUAAAAUGACAUCGAUUUUAGUUGUUCCCAAGGAUAGAUCUUCAAAAUACUAGAGUAUGAGAGAAAUCUAUUCUUGAGCCCCAUAUUGACCUGGAGGUUUUUACGGAGACAGCCUCUUAAGAUAGUGUGUAAUUGCAUGCAAAUUACAUAUAUGUUAGACAAAGCAACAUUUCUAAAGGUUUUAUGAUUUCCAAAGGUCUAUUUUUUUCUGAUCCACCCUGGUACAUCAAGAAAUUAAGUAGUGUUUGCUUUGGACAAAUUUUCAUCAGCUUUUAUUAGGACUGAAAGUUGAUAAAUCCUAUAUGUGUCUGACUAAGUUAUCAAUUCAAUGUUAUUUUUUCCCUAACUCAUAAAAAGGUUAAAGUACAAUUCAGUAAUAGUAAUUCCAUUUGUAGGUGCCCUUGUGUCCCAGUGUCUCAAUAACAAAGAGUCAACAGAAGGUUUUGAAAGGAAAAGGCAAUUUAAAAGAUUUUGUGUACUCAAUUAUGGGUAUGUUGUGGAGCCGGGAAGUUCUGUCCACACACUCCAUCACAGGAAAGAUCUCCAAUGCAAUCAAGGAGAAGGAUGCCAAGCCGCAACUAGACCAGGAAAAAGUCGAGGGCAUAUGUGGUAAGUUGAUGACUUUCUUUAGUUAG